GUAAUGUUAUUCCCAUUGUGAACCUGGCUGUGAACAAAUAAUCGAUUCUGCUUUGAGUCUGCUUUAACAUCGUGAGAUGUAGCCACUGGAAACACGGAACCUUUCCCAUUUUUUUUCAAACUUUUAAAACUGACCGGAAAUCAAGAAUUUUUUCUUCAUUAUUUUAUUUUCAUUGUUUUUCCCGAGGACACAAAGCCCUGCUGGUUUCUCCCCCUGUGUUUUCAUCAGCAUGGACAUGUACGGCUAUAGCGGGGUCCUCUUGGUCAGGAGAUUCCUGGACAAUGUUCCGCUGGAUAUCAACAUGUCUGACAUUAACAGGGCGAGUCCCCGCGGCUGCGACAACGGGGCUCUGACGGACCGGUUCGGGGUUCUGAUCCAGGGACUGCUGGCGGUGGUCGCCUUCAGCACGCUCAUGUUAAAGAGGUUCAGGGAACCUGCACGGAUACGUCGGCCAUGGAGGAUCUGGUUUUUUGAUACGUCCAAACAGGCCAUUGGUGCUUUAUUCAUCCACUUUGCUAAUGUCUUCCUGUCAACGCUCACCAAAGAAGACCCAUGCUCUCUAUACCUGAUGAAUUUUCUUCUGGAUGCCACUCUGGGGAUGCUGGUCAUCUGGCUAGCUGUGAAGUUGGUGUCCAAGCUGGUGGAGCACAAGCAGUGGACCCUGCUCAUGUUUGGAGAAUACGGUGACCCUCCCCAGGCAGCAGCGUGGCUGGGCCAGGGCGGCGUCUACCUGCUCAUCAUGGUGCUGGAGAAAGGUGUGAUCAGCUUGGUGCUGCUCGUCCCCGGAUGGUCCCAGCUGCAGGAGGUGCUGCUGAGCUACAUCUCUAACCCGCAGCUGGAGCUGGCGCUUGUCAUGCUCAUCGUGCCCUUCAUCGUUAACUCCAUCAUGUUCUGGGUGGUGGACAGCCUGACGAUGAGGAAGUACAAGACGAUGAAGAGCCUGGACGAUUCCUGUGACGCCUCGAGGAGGCAGUCCGACUCUCUGCCGCCGGGGAGCGACGACGAGUCACGGGUCCUGCUGAGCGCGGAAACGGACACAGAGGACGAGGGGGACCCGGACGACGUCGGACCCGUCCACGUCCAGUAUUCGAGUGGACCGCUGAGACCGAGCUGGGUGGUGGUGUAAACCCAGGUGACCUGAGAUCCCACUGUGAGCUCAUAAAAAAGCUUAAAUUUAAGCACAAAACGGGUCUUAAUUUCAACCUCUUCACAAGCAAGGGCACACGUAUAAGUCAUAUAGACAAACAGCCUUAGGUGCCUUCAUCUGCACUGAAGGUCUGAGUAUCUUUAUCUGCUAUAUGCAUGUGUUUAACCUCUCGUCUUUCUGCCUCAUUUUGCUGCGAGAGAACAUCAGAGUCACCAUGACUGAAUGUGGCAACGUGUUCAUGUGGAGAGAGAUCGUUAACAAGUGCAAUGCCUUCAGGGCAAAACCUGUGGGAGGUAACGACGACUUUGGGGACUUUUGGGAAAGAUGUUGCUAUAAAGGAGAGUUACUUAUUAUGUAUCAUAUUCCAAAGAGGAGCUCUAGAUUGAAGUAUAUAGUAUAUAUUCAUGUAUAUAAAGGUGCCCUCUUCAAGGUCUUACUCGCUCAGAUAUAAUCACUUAAAAUCCAGCUUUUAAGUUGUAAUCAAAGUCAUUCCUGUGUGACUGCUUCCUUUAAAGUUGGAGGGAUGAUCACUAGGCACACGUGUGGAAUCUGGAGCUGCUCCAGGCCUCGCAGAUCAGACGUUUUUAGUGGGUUUAAUCACAAAACGUUUCCGUUCACUGCAACAGUUUCAAGCCCUGGACACAAAGAACGAGGUCACUCUACAUUUAUGAUGUUGGCUGAAUAUGGUUGAGCAUAUUUUGACCGUGAAGAAUGAAGACGAGGUUGUAGAAGGGUGUAACGGAAACCAUAUUGACAGAGAAAUAAUUGAAAAUAGCAGAAAAUCUUGCCAAGAUUUAAGGAUGGGCCGAGGGCGUAAUUGAGCCAAUUAUAGGUCACCAGAAAAUAUUCCAAACGGAAGGGUGAUAUUCUCUGGAAAAACAGAAUUGCUAGGAUUAAAGCCUGUUAUUGGCAAUAAACAAGAAGAAGACAAUCUCAGAUUCAACUCAAAACAAUUUAAGAAAGAAGUAAGGGAUGUUUCACAUUGCUCCACUUUUCACAGGUUGAUAAAAUUCCUUGCACCGGGUGCCAGUAAACAAGCAAUACCUCAUUGUCCCGGAAAUGCCAUUUGAAUUGCUCUAACAUGUAAUGACGAACAUUUUCUAGCACGUUUUUCAGAAUUCUGUGUUUCACCUCCUACAGGGGAGCUAGCGUAAGAGUAUUAUGUUGGCCUUAUCACACUAGACUUAAUCCUCUGCUUUUACUUUCCUGCUGCUCUGCUGCAGCUCACCAUAUCCAGCUUGCAUUUGAAUAAACCCAGUUUGAAUAUUUUCUCCCUUCCUUUAAUCAUUUUUCUCCUUUUCAAUAUUAACUUUGAUUUACUCUCUUAGGAAAGUGUUGGCCUUGUUAGUAACAGUUGCCAGUUACAACCAUAUGAAUAUCAACCUGGCCGUCCAUCCUGAUCAAACACAGGAUUCAGUACAAACAGGCUCAGAACAAAUAGCUUCUGGAUGCCAUUAGAUAGGAAUACAACCAAUUAGAGAAAAAAGAAUGUGACAAAACUAAUAACAACAGUGGUCUGGAUGCAUAAACCCCAUCCCUGCCAGGUUGUGAUUGGUUCCUUACAAUCUAGAGCCAAACUCUAUGAAGGCUGUAACAUAUUUUCCACUCUUGCCUAAACUACUUUUUUUUUUUUUAUCCUGACUAUUGGAACUUUUCAAUAUUAUAAUCAUUUUUGUUAAAAACUAUUUUAGCAGUAGCUUUUCCUCUACAAAAGGCCCAGAAACUAAGUUUUAGUAAUCUUCUCAGUACCAUACAACAGCAUUGUGUUAAACAUGGCAACUAAUGACUCGUAUUUAUUCCUUUAAUAAGUCAUAUGCAUUUUUGACUUAAUACUGUAUAUUGUGGUCCAGUCUGAGGUAAAUACGUUGGAAAGAAGGUCUAGUUUUGAGUCACUGAUCUGUUGGUGGUAAAUAUGUUAUGAGUAUGAUGUAAAGGUAGCAGUCGUUGGGAUUUUUACAGCAAUCUUCUGUUUUUUUACUAAAACAUUUAAAUGUAACUGUUUAUAUGUGAUUUAAAAGUUUAAAGGUCUACUUAUAUCUGUUAUUUUGAAUGUAUAUUUAAAUGCAUCUCAUGUAUUUUUUUUUUUAACAACCCAAAUUAUGACCAUGUGGAUGAAAUAGUGGCGAGUCCUUGAAGGGCCGUUCGCUGCCACGGUGCUUCUUACCGAAUGUAUCUCUUUACUCUGUACUUGAAUAAAGAUGACCGACACAU
This is a messenger RNA of Cololabis saira (Pacific saury), 3358 nucleotides long. It is a transcript of the gene tmem110l, whose product is annotated as transmembrane protein 110, like. The transcript is spliced from 8 exons. NCBI's taxonomy places the organism in Eukaryota, Metazoa, Chordata, Actinopteri, Beloniformes, Belonidae. The coding region runs from base 230 to 1126 and encodes 298 amino acids. The record is from RefSeq and is a predicted model, not a curated record. Gene Ontology annotation, cellular component: membrane.